Messenger RNA from Pseudophryne corroboree (corroboree frog), 3456 nucleotides. Its product is annotated as putative nuclease HARBI1. NCBI's taxonomy places the organism in Eukaryota, Metazoa, Chordata, Amphibia, Anura, Myobatrachidae. The record is from RefSeq and is a predicted model, not a curated record. The transcript is spliced from 3 exons. Bases 98 to 1219 code for a protein of 373 amino acids.
GGCACUUCCGGCGCACACAGAUAACGUCUUAGCGACGAAGAGACGACUCCUUAUGUGGGCGUGGCGGCACUAUGAAUAUUCAUGAGAAAGGCACGUCAUGCAUAAUAAUGAGAUGAAGAGACAAAGGACCUGGGAGGUCCUUGGGCUGUCAUGCUGGCACCCACAUUGUGGCAGACAUAUGGCUCUUAUACUACUAGCCCAACGUGCUCAUGUCCGUCGGCGACGGCGACCUCAGGAACGUGUUUUCCGUGCCCGCACGCAGUUCUUGAAUUUACCUGAGGAUGUGGUUAUACAGCGUUAUCGUCUUCACCCAGCACUCAUCCGUGAUUUGUGUCACUUGCUAGAGCGUGACCUGCAGCCCUCCACUGGACGCUCACAUGCUCUACCUGUGUAUGUCAAAGUGACAGCUGCCUUGGACUUUUACACAUCUGGUACAUUCCAGACACCAGCAGGUGAUGCAGCAGGGAUCAGCCAAGCGAGUAUGUCCCGUUGUGUGACACAAGUCACCGAAGCCAUUGUACGCCGGGCACAUAAAUUCAUUCGAUUUCCAAGAGGCCACAUACAGCAUAAGACCGCUGCACGUGAUUUUCAGAGACUUCAUGGCUUCCCUGGCACAGUGGGGGCCGUUGGCUGCACUCACGUGGCACUAAAGCCCCCCUCAGAUCAUGAAAGUCAGUAUCGCAACCGCUGGCGUUACCAUUCCAUGCACAUGCAGGCCGUGUGUGAUGCCAGAGGGGCAUUGACACAGAUAGUCUCAGAAUAUCCAGGUUCUAUGACGGAGGAGGAAAUUUUAGAACAGUCAAGCUUGGAGCACAUGUUCCAGAAUCAAAAGAAAGAAAAUGAGUUCUGGCUAGUUGGAGGGUGCUGUUACAUCCAGAAGCCCUGGCUGAUGACCCCAAUAGAAGACCCUCAGUCUCCAGCAGAGUCACGCUACAAUUCAGCUCACGCUGCAGCCCUAAAUGUCAUGGCCCAUGCGCUCUGCUGUCUUAAAUCAAGGUUCCGCUGCCUAAGUCGGCGGGGAGGAUCUCUUCAAUACAGCCCCCUCAAAGUCAGUCAAAUAUUUGUAGCCUGCUGUGUCCUCCAUAAUAUGGCAUUAAGUCAUGGCCUGGAGGUACCAGUGGAGGAACAAGAGGAGGGAAGUGAGGGAGAGGCUGAGGGGGAGGCCAAGCAGCAAGCACAGGAGGCAAGAAAACAGUUACUGCAGAAGUACUUCAGCUAGAGGAUGUCAAGAGAUCAUUCGUUUGCCUUAUUUAGCUCAAAUUACAAGAGACAAUUCAAGUUGCAUUUUGCAAUCAAAUCAUUGUUAAUAAACUAAGAUCAUUAUUCAGGGGAAUUGAAUAAAAUAGUAGCAUUAUUGAGCCAUUUAUCUUGUAUGACAGCCCCUUUGUAGUAUAUUUUAGAAAAAUAAAUGCAUUUGACUUAUUGGCCGUCAGAUAGAUUUAAGCAGCAUAGUUUGCAGUGCAGAAUGUAAAAUACUAUCCCCGCCACCAACCAAUGCAGGCGGCUCUGAAUGAGGCCUUUAUUCAGCCACCCUGGAUCAUUUAAUAGGAGUCCUGUUAAGAUCUUAUGUGAACACAGCCAACACCUACAGACUGGUCACAUUGAAACAAUAUUCUGAGAAAAGACAAUCUAAGCUUCUUACCACAUGACCAAAGGAUUAAACCAAUCAAAAAGUAUCUAAUAAGGUGAAUACAAAUUGCAACUUUUCCCUGUUGAAAUGUAUUUGAUGGUCCAGCACUUGUAUAGUGUCAUCUAGUUGUGCAGAACAUUUUGCCAUAGGUAAUAGUUAGGCUUGCCAUAAUAUCCCUUUAAAAAUGGGGACACCUAUAAUUAAAGGAAUAUUAUGGCAAGUCUAAUAAUAGUCUACAUUAAACACAUAACCCAAGUAGUGCUCACAUGCACUAUCUACACCAGAAAGUCAGUACACUUUUUCUCUUUUCUUGUUUUACUGGUGGACCUCAAAUUGUUUCAUUGUACAAAAAAAGCAAAAAUAAAAUAAAAAACAAAAGACAAAAAUAACAAAACAAGGACACGAGGAGAAAAAACAAAAAACAUUGGUGACAUGAGCUGAGAUCAAGAGAAUUUCCCAACCAUUGGGUAAGGGAGCUAUAUGAAGAAAAUAUAUAUAUUAAAAUAAAAAGAUAUGGGUAGACUGUAAUAAGGGGAAGCGAAAGAGCAAAAAUGAGCCCCUAUCGCUGCUAGGUUGGGGUAGUUCAGGCGUUCUGAAUUGGAUUUUUUGUGGGGAGGGAGCUUAAUUCAGGGUCCCUCUGCCCUCGAGCAUGUAUAAAGUACUGGAUGAGCAGUACUAGCAAGGAAGGUCAAAGGAGACAGAAAUUUCUCUCUAGAUCGACAUGGCUGUUUUUCAGUUCCUUAGUCUUCCAAAACAAUGGGUUCACUUGUACUGGCAGGAUGGGGUGUAGUAAGAGAGGGAAGAAGGCCAGGUGGUCUUGGGGGCAGUGGUAGCUUCAAUUUCAGUGGCUGAUUGGGACGUCGAGCAGCUCGGCGCAUCUCCAUGUGCGAUAGGGAUUUCCUUAAACAUCUGUAAAAAAAAUAAAAUAAAAAAUAAAGAGACUUUGACAAUAAGCAGUUAGCAAAGAAUGGCAAGAAUUAUGUUGCUAAGUGAAUCGUUUAGUCUGAUGCUAGAUUUAAGAAUAUGGAAAGGAGGGGGAAGGGUUAACAAUAGUACUGUAACAGUGGACACUAUAUAGAAUCCCCCCUUCCAUUUUGAUUAGCAAUAGGCUUUUACAGAGACAGGAACUCUUACAAUUGGACAACAGUUACAGGGUGGGCUUUUAGUUACCUUGUGUCUUUAGUAGCCACAAACACUACAGGAUUAGGGGCAUCUGCAAGGUUGAGUUUCUGCCUCUUGACAUUGGGUUGAGAGCUAGAACGGACACCAGAGAAGGAGCGGCCAUUGGCGGAGAACGGAGGAACUACCCCCACUCCGGAUACCUGAAAACAAGGUUCGUUUCUAAGCACUUAUGUAUAUUUAUAUAUUUGAAAAAAAAAUUGACAAAAUGAUAAAACAAUUAGGAACAGAAGAUAAAGCACAAGGAAGUACAGUAAGAGUUACUGGGUCAGUGCUUGAGGUGGCAUGAGCAGUAAAUGGUAAUGCAUACAUAAUUCUCAAGCACACAACAUAGAGAUAAUAUGUUAUGCAUCUAUUCCAAAUCCAUCAUUUCUAUGCUUGAGAUUUAUUUAGUAGUUUGCAUUGAUACCUAGGCUUUGCCAAAAGCUAAUAUCCAGCAGAUGACUUUAACUAAUCAAGAGGGAACCCCAGCUGACAUCUCCAAUUUACAGCUGGGAAUGCCGAGUACACCCCAGUGUCUAUUGUCGUAAGUCCAAAAGCUCCUGUUCAUAGCCUAAUAACUAUUAAGUCUACAAACAAAAGUAUGCCUGUCAUAUGUUGUGCCUACUUUCCAAUUCAUAAAUUUAGAAAAAUAAAACUUUCAGUAA